This is a messenger RNA of Meloidogyne enterolobii, 1678 nucleotides long. The record is from the annotation of a GenBank genome assembly. NCBI's taxonomy places the organism in Eukaryota, Metazoa, Nematoda, Chromadorea, Rhabditida, Meloidogynidae.
AAAAAUGUUUUCAACAAUUACUGGUCUAGCAGAAAAUGCAGCAUUUAGAACUUUGGCUGAUCAAUCUAGAGAAGUAAAUAUGAUGCAAGAAUUCAACUCUGAUCCAAAACGUGCAGAAAAGUUUACUUUAAAGUUGUUGAAUUCAAAUGGAGGUCUUCAACUUUAUUUUGAUUUUUCAAAAAAUAUAAUUGAUGAUUCAAAGUUUAAACAGCUCAUUGAUAUUGCUCGUCAAGCUAAUGUAGAACAAUGGCGUGACAAAAUGUUUUCUGGUGAACAUAUUAAUUUCACAGAAGGCCGUUCUGUUCUACACGUUGCAUUGCGAAAUAGAGAAAAUAAACCGAUUUUGGUUGAUGGAAAAGAUGUAAUGCCUGAUGUUAAUGCUGUUCUUAAACAUAUGAAAGAAUUUUGUGAUCAAGUAAUUAGUGGCCAAUGGACUGGUUAUACUGGUGAAAAAAUUACGGAUGUUGUUAAUAUUGGAAUUGGUGGUUCUGAUUUGGGCCCUUUAAUGGUCACUGAAGCUCUCAAAUAUUAUCAAAAAGGCCCAAAUGUGCAUUUUGUUUCUAAUAUUGAUGGAACUCAUUUGGCUGAGGUUCUUAAAAAAGUCAAUCCAGCAACCGUUCUUUUCAUUAUUGCUUCAAAAACGUUUACAACACAGGAGACAAUUACAAAUGCGGAAUCUGCUCGUGAAUGGUUUGUGACGAAAGCAGGUGAUGCUAAACAUGUUGCCAAACAUUUUGUUGCGCUUUCUACAAAUGCAACUAAAGUCAAGGAAUUUGGUAUUUCUGAAGAGAAUAUGUUUGAAUUUUGGGAUUGGGUUGGUGGUCGUUACUCUCUUUGGUCUGCAAUUGGUCUUUCAAUUGCUGUUCACAUUGGAUUUGAAAAUUUUGAACAAUUGCUUGACGGUGCUUUUCUAGUUGAUAAACAUUUUUGCCAAACACCGCUCGAAUCUAAUAUUCCUGUAGUUCUGGCUGUUUUGGGCAUUCUCUAUAUAAAUUUACAUAAAGCUGAAACACUUGCUUUAUUGCCCUAUGAUCAAUAUAUGCAUCGCUUUGCUGCCUAUUUCCAACAAGGAGAUAUGGAAAGUAAUGGAAAAAGUGUUUUGAGAAAUGGCUCUGGAACUUUGUUACAAACAGGACCAAUUGUUUGGGGAGAACCUGGAACUAAUGGACAACACGCCUUUUAUCAAUUAAUCCAUCAAGGAAAGCAUCUAAUCCCCUGCGAUUUUAUUGCGCCAAUUCAAAGUUUGAAUCCGAUUAGUGGAGGUCUUCACCAUACGAUUUUACUUGCCAAUUUUUUGGCACAAACUGAAGCUUUAAUGAAAGGCAAAUCCUCUGAAGAAGUAGAAAGUGAGCUUAAACAAUCUGGAAUGGACGAAACAAAAAUUAAAGAAAUUUUGCCACACAAGGUUUUUGAAGGCAAUCGACCUACAAACACUUUACUUUUGCCUAAAAUUACUCCAAAUACAUUGGGCUCUUUAAUUGCAAUAUAUGAACAUAAAAUUUUUGUUCAAGGAAUUAUUUGGGGAAUUAAUUCUUUUGAUCAAUGGGGUGUUGAAUUAGGCAAACAAUUGGCUAAAGUAAUCCAGUCAGAAUUACAAAAAGAAGAUAACGAACCAAUAACUACACAUGACUCUAGCACUAAUGCUUUAAUUAAUUUAAUUAAAAAUUACAAGGAUUGA